Messenger RNA from Oreochromis aureus, 1156 nucleotides. It is a transcript of the gene areg, whose product is annotated as amphiregulin. NCBI's taxonomy places the organism in Eukaryota, Metazoa, Chordata, Actinopteri, Cichliformes, Cichlidae. The record is from RefSeq and is a predicted model, not a curated record. Gene Ontology annotation, biological process: positive regulation of mitotic nuclear division; epidermal growth factor receptor signaling pathway; positive regulation of cell population proliferation. The transcript has 6 exons. The coding region runs from base 121 to 822 and encodes 233 amino acids.
GUGGAGGUGAAGAGAGCAAAGCACACUCUCUAUCAGCGGGGGACAAAGACACACUUCGACACCUACUUACACACACGUUAGUGCAGGACUAUUAUACACAAAACACUUGCUUCCUGGGAUAUGAACGCUCUCAUCCUCACCUGUUUCCUGUGCUUCGUCUGCAGUGCUCUAAGUGCUCAGGGAUCUACAACCACACAGUCAGGUGACCAAGUCGGAGUCACUGUCGACCUGGCCUCAGGGGAAGGCCUCCAGAAUUUGCACAGCGAUGAUGAUGAGUUGGAACAGGGGGUGAUUUCCGGAGGAGAUGAUGAAAAUGUCAGCUUCCAUGACUUGCAUCCCAACAGUGAUGAGAAGAAGAAAAGGAAGGUCAAAGGGAAGAGGAGGAACAGACACAACGGCAAAAGCACAACUCCUUUCAACCCCGAACACAUGGUCUUCACUAGUGGACAUACAUCCACUCUCAGGACCAAUGAGGAUCCCUGCAACACCUCCCACCUGGGCUACUGCAUUCAUGGAUACUGCAAGCACAUAGAGGGCCUGCAUGAGCCAGUUUGUAUAUGUAUGAAGGGUUAUGAUGGAGAGCGCUGUGGGAUCCAGACUCUGGGGACAGUGAAAAAUGAGCCCACCGAGACCAACAAUGCUGAGCUGGUGCAGACGGUCUUAGUGGUCAUCGCUGUGGUUCUUUCAGUCAUCAGUUGUACCGCCAUACUGCUUAUGACCUGUGCUCAUUACAGGUCACAUAAAAACUUCCUGGCCUCCUACCUUGGAACCGUGUCAGAGCAGGAGAAGCUUCAGAAACACCCCGGUGACGUUGUCGUUUGAGGGCGUUAAGUUACAAUGAGCAAUGCUAAACAGUUCAAAGAAGAUGGCUCUGAACACCCGAGAGAGAAGGAGAGUGAAUAGAUGGCUUCACUAGAUGCUGUGUAAAAAACCACUGCCCAGAAUUUAUUAGAAUGUAAUUUAUUUAGUAUGAUUAUUUAUUGUUAACAACUAUAUAAGUAUCUGUAUGUUGGACUACUAUUAUAAUGUCUUUUAUCUGUGAAUGCUGAGGACUAUAGUUUUGGCUUUAUUUAUUGCACUGCUUUUGUUAUAGGUCAGAAAACACUCUUCAUUUCACUCUGGAAUAUGAUCACCAAUAAAAUGUCUCAGUGUUAUG